GCAGCUGUGGGGUAGAAGAAGCGUGAAUCUCCUCAACUACUCUGCAAACCAAAAUUCACUUUGAGAAAAUCGAAAAUGGCCUCUUCUUCAAUUUCUUCACUUUACUCUUUCAUGUUAUUCUUCUCUUUGCUCUUUGUCUCCGUCUCCUCAUCCAGAACCAUCCAAUCCAAUGACCCAACACCAACACCAUGGCCACAUCAGUUCCACUCAAUCUUAGUGAUGAAUUUCAGUGGAUCAAAUGAAAUCAUAAAUCUCUGGUAUGAUUGGACCAAUGGAAGAAACUUCAACAUUAUCCAGAAACAACUCGGUGGGAUUACAUAUGAUUGUGAAUGGAAUAAUGGGACUUCAUUUUUCUGGACAAGUGAUAAGAAAUGUUCAAAUGCUCAGUUAGAAGUUGGUAUUCUUACGCCAAAUUGGCUUGAUGGUGCUAAUUAUUUGGGGCAACAGAAAAUUGAUGGGUUUCUUUGUAAUGUCUGGGAGAAAGCUGAUUUCAUUACGUAUUAUGAAGAUGUUGUCACUAAAAGACCCGUUCACUGGGUUUUCUACACAAGAAGGUCAGCCCAUGUGAUGACAUUUGAAGUGGGAGCAGUUUUAGGGGAUGAACACUGGCAAGCCCCUUCAUAUUGUUUCGAGGGGACAGAAAAAGAAGAUAAUGACUCAGAUGGGAUUAUUGAGAGCUCCAUGGAGGGUGUUUUGAGAAGUAAAAUGGGGGGUUUGAACAUGUACUUGUAAGUUGUAAGUCUACUUGAUUUUUUCUGAGAAUUAGUUGUAGCUCUGGAUCAAACGACUUAGGUUUGUAUUUUCUGAAACAUAAUGUUCUGCUUUCUUCUAAUAGUAUGUUGUCUCAAGUCAUCACAUCUCCAAAUGACAGUUGAUAAUGAAAAAGCUUUAUUAUGGUCUCUGUUAGCA
Molecule: messenger RNA, 909 nt
Organism: Papaver somniferum (opium poppy)
Lineage: Eukaryota; Viridiplantae; Streptophyta; Magnoliopsida; Ranunculales; Papaveraceae
Exons: 2
Coding region: 76-732 (218 amino acids)
Source: RefSeq, a predicted model, not a curated record